AUGGCUUUGAAUUAUGUGGAUUUAAAACUAGUAAGAAAGGGUUUGGACUAUACUCGAAAAAAUAGGAACUUGGUUGUUGCUUUGGGAGCUCUUGGUGUCACUGGUUAUGGUGCUUAUAGAGCUUAUUGGUCACCUUCUAUGGUUAGAAAAAGAGAGAAAAUUUUGAAAAUUAUAGGUGCUUUUGUUUCUUUAGCUGAAAUGGUGUCUGAUUCAGCUGAUGUAAUUGGGAUUGUCUCUAAAGAUCUAAAGGAGUUCAUUGCAUCUGACUCCGAUCAAAUUCCUAGAAGUUUGAAACAGAUUUCCAAGAUUGCAAAGUCAGAUGAAUUUUCACAAUCUGUUGUUAAUGUCACAAGUGCGUUGACCGUGGGAGUUGUGAAAGGUUACCAGCAAGAAACCGCGAAAAAUGGUGUUUCUGAGGUUGCAAAUUCUGGUCUAUUUGACCAUGUUUUGGAUAAGUUGUUUUCUGAUGCAGGGUCUGGUUUUGUUUCUGUAAUUGUUGGAAGCUUCGCUAGGAAUUUGGUUCUUGCAUUUUGUUCGGACAAAAAAGGCAAUGGUACUGAUUCUGAAUUUGAAUGUUCUGUUCCAGGAUGGGUUGAUGUUCUAUGCCAGGAUAAGUGCAGAGAACUAAUAGGGAAUUGUGUACAAUUGUUUGUGAGCACUGCUGUUGCUGUUUAUCUUGACAGGACAAUGAAUGUCAACACAUAUAAUGAAAUCUUUUCUGGGUUGACUAAUCCCAAACAUGAAGCCAAAAUGAGAGAUAUGCUAGUAGCCAUAUGUAGUGGUGCCAUUGGAACUUUUGUCAAAACUUCUCAUCAAGUUUUGACAAGUACUGACAUGGAUAUGGAUGAUACCACUUCAAAAAUGUAUUCUUCUUCUUUGCCACUUAGUUUCAAAGCCAAACAAUUUUUGGAUGAAGAACAGAACAUGUACGAUGGGUGGACAAAUAAAGUAUCUUAUACUUUGGCAGUACCAAGGAAUAAGAGGUUUAUUCUUGAUUUGACUGGGAGAGUGACCUUUGAGAGUGUUAGAUCUUUUCUGGAGUUUCUGCUGGAAAAGUUGCUCGAGUGUUUGAGAAAAAGCAUAGAUGUUGUUCAAGAGGAGGUGAAGUAUUUGAGAAGAAGUGUAGAUGUUAUACAAGAGGAGGUGGUUGAUACGAGUGCUGAAGCUUACAGGUAUGUGAGUGGGAAGUCUUCUACUGCUGUUAGUGUAUGCCUCACUUUGUGUUUGCACAUACUCAAUGGUCCUUGGAUCUUGGUUCCAAAUUAA
Nicotiana attenuata is the source of this 1266-nucleotide messenger RNA. RefSeq names its product protein PHLOEM PROTEIN 2-LIKE A10-like. The transcript has a single exon. The coding region runs from base 1 to 1266 and encodes 421 amino acids. Lineage: Eukaryota; Viridiplantae; Streptophyta; Magnoliopsida; Solanales; Solanaceae. The record is from RefSeq and is a predicted model, not a curated record.